AUGCUGCGCGAUGGCAGGCUCGGCGUGAAUGCCCCGACGCUGUAUCCCAACCAGGAGGAGCUUUGCAUCCAGGGCAUCCGCUUCCGCACCUUCGAUCUCGGUGGUCACGAGACAGCACGCAGGAUCUGGAAGGACUACCUCGCGGCCGUCGACGGGAUAAUCUUCCUGGUCGAUGCUGCAGACAGAACUCGUUUCGCUGAGGCUUCCGAAGAGAUUGGACGCCUGCUCGAGGACGUGUUGCCGUCGAAUUUGACAGUGCUGAGCUGGUGCCGCAUGUUGGGCAUAGGCAACAAGAUCGACAUUCCUGUCGCAGCUUCCGAAGAUGAGUUGCGCCAUGCUUUGGGGCUCUACACGCACAUGACGUCAG
Messenger RNA from Symbiodinium sp. CCMP2456, 367 nucleotides. The record is from the annotation of a GenBank genome assembly. NCBI's taxonomy places the organism in Eukaryota, Dinophyceae, Suessiales, Symbiodiniaceae.